Messenger RNA from Hibiscus syriacus, 639 nucleotides. RefSeq names its product probable carboxylesterase 8. Lineage: Eukaryota; Viridiplantae; Streptophyta; Magnoliopsida; Malvales; Malvaceae. The transcript is spliced from 3 exons. The record is from RefSeq and is a predicted model, not a curated record. The coding region runs from base 1 to 639 and encodes 212 amino acids. Gene Ontology annotation, molecular function: hydrolase activity.
AUGAAAAAGAUCAUUAGUGAUAACAGGGAUCAAACCGUGGAAUUGUGUUAUAGUUUGUCGGUGAGAGGGCUGAUUUGGUCGUCGGGACAGACAAAAGAUGACGUCGCUUGGAAUCCCGUGAUGGCCGUUGUUGUUCCAGAGAAGAAACCAAAUGAUCACAUGGGUUGGGGCCAAGCGAUGGAUAUUGACGGUUGUGAUCCGUGGUUAAAAGAGUACGUGGAUUUUUCCAAGUGUUUUUUGUUCAGUUCUAGUGCGGGUGGCAACAUGGUUUUCCAUGCGGCUUUACGUGCAUUGAACAUUGAUAUCUCGCUGGUGAAAAUUAUAGGGCUGAUAAUGAAUCAAUCGUACUUCAGUGGAGUGGAAAGGGCUGAAUCGGAGAAGAGAUUCCUCAAUGAUCGGAUCUUGCGUCUACCUGAUAAUGAUCUUAUGUGGUCCUUGGCUUUGCCGGACGGAGCUGACCGUGAUCAUGAAUUAUGUAAUCCGAUGGCUGCUGAUGAGUCCCUUAAGGAGAAGAUGGGACGACUGCCACAGUGUUUGGUGUAUGGCCACCACGAGAUUCCACUGAUCGACAAGCAGAAGGAGUUGGUGAGAAUACUGGAGGCACAUGGGGUGGAAGUGGUGGCGGAGUUCCUCGAAUGA